GAUGAACACAGUACCUUGGACUUCUGUUUGUAUUUAUAAAACCAAUUAAGUGUUGCAUCCUUCAGCAUUCAGUCACCAUUAACGGGUCUGCUUUACCACACCAAAUUUUCAUUCCCAUUACUACUCUCUUCCUUGAUCAAACAUGCUUGACAUGUGCUUGAAUUUAGAACUUGUUAGCCCUGAAGACUUGUUCUCCUGCAAGGACGUCCUGCAGCCCCCUAAAAUAUCUCUGCAAUGCCACGCAGGACGGCAGUAUGCCUUUGCAAGUGUGUUAAGAAUAGAUCCACAAUAGGGCUCGCGCCCAUCUUCUGUUGUCUCAGGACAGCCAGUUGUCUGCAGGGGGGCUCAGGGAAAGGGAGCAUUGCCCCUCAUUGUCACUCCUGUCCUGAUUUUAGUGACCAGAACCUUGACCGUGGUCCACCUGUAUGAGGUCUACUGUGGGACUUAACCGGCUGGAAGUUAUUUGGUGUUACUUAAGGUUCUGCUUGUGGGAUCAGCAAACAUGAUGGGAUCAAGUCCUUUGGAAAUCAUUUUUAUCUCUGUCAAUCACAGCAUAACCUUAAUGGGUGAGUGGAGUCCCUGAUCUUUAAGGUUCUAUCUAAAAGGUGGCAUUUCCAAUACAGUUUCUGCUUCCGUUUCAGGAAAGGUGUGGCUCAUUGUGAUGAUCUUUCUACGCGUCCUCAUCCUCCUUUUUGCUGGUUACCCUCUUUACCAGGACGAACAGGAGCGAUUCAUUUGCAACACCAUUCAACCCGGAUGCACCAACGUGUGCUACGAUAUUUAUUCUCCCAUCUCUCUUUUCCGCUUCUGGCUGGUGCAGCUUGUCACUUUAUGUCUGCCUUAUGUUGUCUUUACCAUCUAUGUGGUCCAUAGGGUGUCAAACAGACUCACUGUGGUCAUGGGUUCCUCCAAUCAAAGUAAAGUCAUAGAGCUUUACAAAAUCCAGCAGGAGCUAUCCGCAAAGAAGAUACCUCCAGGAGUGGAGAAAGGGUGGCUGCGAUGCUUCACAGGAGCCUACAUCCUACAGUUGAUAUUUAGGACGUUGCUUGAAGCUGGAUUUGGAGCGGCUCACUACUAUAUAUUUGGUUUCUACAUCCCCAGGAGGUACCUAUGCCAGAACCCCCCAUGUACCACCCAAGUGGAUUGCUACAUCUCUAGACCCACCGAGAAGACUGUGAUGCUCAACUUCAUGCUCGGUGUGGCGGCUCUGUCCCUUUUCCUCAACGUUCUGGAUUUGAUUUGUGCCAUUAAGCGAUCUGUGGAGCAGAAAAGUAAGGCAAAGAUGAUGGAGGAUCUUUAUGAGGAUUGCUAUGGAGACUUAAAUACCUCCCUGGAUCAACAAGCUGUACAAUCUGAGGCUGGUCAAAAAGGAAGUUUCGGGAAGAGGCAAGGCAGCAGGGGUUCUAACAGAGGGAUUGGAUCAAGUCAGGAUGCAACCUCUAUGCCUUGUUCCUUGGAACCUCUGGGCUGCAACACCAACGGGAACAACGGCUACUCUGCCUCCCAAGAGGAGACUCCAGAGACGGAAGGCAGUGAGGUGGCUCUCUGUCCCACGGGAUCUCCAAAAGCUAUUUGUGUCGAUAAACGCAGCAGGCUCAAGCCUCCGCCGCCCCCAAGACGAGGCUCGGGUUAUCACGCUGCGGCGUCACCAAGGCCUCUUCGACAUGAUUCCAUGACAACCGCAGCCUGCACCAGGAGGAUUGGUCAGUACACGUUGGUGGAGCUGGGUGGUGGCGCCGAGCUCUCCAAUGAUGAAAGUCAUGAAAAAAGGUCAGAGUGGGUGUGACUUGCUUCUUUUAUUCAAGACGUUGCCAUGCAAGAGCAACAUGAGAGCCAGCUCACGUAGGAACAACUGUCAGUGUCGCCCAGCUACCUUGUCAUGCUUAGUCAGCGCAUUUGCCUCCUGAUAUUUGCCAGCAGAUCACAUUGCCUUGGUUUGAUGUGAAGUGACAAUGUCCCGGCGUGAAAAGAAGCCUUAACCGCCCUUGAGCGCAUGUUAACCUUGAGUUGAAUCUAAAACUGCAGGCCACCUGUUUCCACGCCUCACUGUCCACAAACAAGGAGAGGCCUUGACCUGUCCCACGUAUCUCACCUCAUGUGGUCAAAGUUGAUCUAAUGAGCCUUUGGGCCUGUGCUGGGCUGCCUGUUUGACCGUUUGGUUGGUGUGGAAAAGAAAAACAAUGUACAGGCUGAGCUGUUGAUACCAGUGCAAAAGACAAGUGAGGAUUCCUAAAGUCAUUCUGCAUCCCCAAAAGGUUUUGUAUUUAUGGGGACAGCUUGCCAUUCUAUUUUAGGGCCUUGCGGAGCUUAGGAGGAGCAACAUCAAAAGCAAUAGAGGCCAGUAAACCGCUGUGUUGCCCCAGGGACAUUGAUUUGCUUUCACAGAUUGUACCACCAAACCCCCACAGUCUCCCACAGAAUGCUAACGGUCCACUCAGCCUUGUCCGCUUCAUGUGAAGUGAGCAUGGCUUGCGAGAGUAAAUCAUUUACUCUCAUGCGCUCCCAGCUCCGACAGUCGUCUUUGUGUAAAUUGAUAGCGCUUGAUCUUUCAUGCUGGUGGCAUCUUUUUUUUUUGAAGGUAGAAACCAAAGCUCCAGGCCUUCUGGAUUCCCAAUGCUGCUCUCUGAUUGACUUGAGUGAAUGAGCAGGAGGGCGGCAUUUUGUCAGAUGACUGUCAGUGUGUCACGACACACCUUCUACCUGCUUCAGUUACAAAAGACUCCCUCUUCGUUUGCUCAAAACUUUAGAUGUGUUGUUCACCUGAAAGGCCAUCAUUGCCUUCUUAAUGCAACUAUAUAUUUAGUAUUUGUUACUUUUGAAGCAUUCAGCACCUUUAGUUAAAGGCUCCUUUCUGUGCAACCUCUGACGGACUGGUGUGCUCCAGAUAUAAUAGUUAUCUAAUGCUGUAUGUACCGAUGUAAAAAUGAUAAAGCACAAUGUCUAAUGAAAAUACUGUACAAAACACGCGGGGAACACCAACUCACCAUCAGUGUGAGUCUGGACUUGAACAGAGAAAAAUGAUAAAGUCCAUUUUGCUGCAGAGUAUUGUUUUGGUAGUAGUAUACAGAACACGCACUAGCAUGUAUUAUUAUACAAGUCGCUUCCCAUUAGCCUGGUAGCCAGUAUAAUCCACAUAUUACCGUGUGCGCAUGUGUCUGUUUUCUCCUCUCUCGUCUCCCAACAGGCAGGAAGGGGGUUCACCUCGGCACAUUUGUUCUAUAGAACAAGGGCAUGAACAGAGUGAGCCCUGUUGUCAGUGGCUUGGGCUUGGUGGGUGGAGGCGGGGCCUCUAGCAUACACACGGCGCUGUAGGGUGUAAGCGUGUAGAAAUCAAAUGAUGUUCAUCUGGUGACAUCUGCCUUAAUACUCAUACUGAACUCAUCAUAAUUCUUCUAGUGUACUGAUUCUACAAAUACUGAAUCUGACAAAGGUGUAUGCAUGAUGUCCCGUUUCUCAGCAUAUGCGGGGCUGCUAAUGUGUCUUUUUCACAUGCAAAGCAGGUCCUUAGGACAAGCAGGACCAGCUCUACCUGGAUGUGCCACAUACUGUAGGCUUUUCCCUUCAGGGGUUCGCCACAGCAAAUCAAUCUCCUCCAUCCAACCCUGUCUUCUGCAUCUGGUUGAUCUAAUGGUUUGAUUGAAUGAAAUACAACUUCUUCUACACUUGCACCAUGUCUCCUGACUGCUCACCUGGGUUCAAUGAUUCCAUUGCCAAGACACUACAUAGUAAGCUGCGCUGACUUCAUGCUCCUCAGUUGCGGGGGACGAAAAGCCACGGACAGUGACUGCAGGACAGGUGCCCCAGCCUGUGGGAUCCACCAAUGGCGAGCCAAGAAGCAAGGCCAGGAGGCUGGACAUUCACUGCUUUGAGUCAACGUUCUAUGCCUGUGGUCUGGUAGGAGGCUGUGAAGCCUGUUUUCCACAGCAGGAGUACGUCUUACAUUGUGUAUGGGUAACCAUUAGGGGUGUGCAACGCAGCCCGUAUUAGUAUUUGUAUUUCUUGAGGUGGGAAAAGUAUUUGUAUUUGAGUAAAAUUUUUAAUGAAACAUAAAUACUACUACAAAUAAUAAUUAAGAAUAAAUUGAUGUGUUUUCAUAAAUCUACCAAUGAACCUGUAAGGAAAAUAAUAAUAGCCAUAACCUCAUGGAUGGCUGAACCAAAAACAAAUAUCAUUGUGAACAUAACCCCCCCCCAUUUGGUACCUUUUAAGUUAGGGUGGGGUCACACUUAACCCCACCCAGGAGUGCAUCCAAUUCUACCCAAGUUCCCAAGCCUUACUUAGUUAACCGUUUAAAGCCAAUGUGAACGUUACACUGUCAACAGCCUUAACGUUAGCGAGCUAAUGCUAACAGAGCCAACAAGGGAACGCCCAACCUCAGAAGUAGAAACUAGCAACUAAAUGCAGCCCAUCGGAAUCGUCUCCCGGUCAAACGCCGCUAUUACUGAUAGUUGAAAACAGCGCCUGAACCCCAGUUGAGGUGAAAGGUCGUAUGUUUACAAAGCAAAAUACAGAUGCAACUCAGUUGAGCCUCCGCAGACUGCUCUGUUGCUGUGUCCCCGCCCCCGACUGCUGAACACCAGUCAUCAUUCCAUUGGCUGAUCCGGGCAUGCACGUGGGUCUCACCAAGAAAAUCAGCUUUCUGAUUGGAUGUUGUCAUUGUUCCCCAGUACUAGUAUUUUAUAAAGCAUUUGUUAUAAACAGGUAUUCGGGUUCGGCCCCACCCCUAGUAACCCUGAUGUCUGCCACAGCAUCAUGCACAGCAGAAAUAAAGCCACACAUUUUGGGAGAGACGCUUGAUGAAUAAGUGGGCUUGGAGUGCAUGUUGGUCAAAUCCGCAUUUCACUGCAGCACAGCAGCAACUUGACAAGCUGUUUACGCUAAGCUCCGCUAAAUCAAAUUCCCUCCCCACUAAUCUCAUUUUGUUUACUGCUAACAGUAAGUACAUUAGCAACUGCAAAGCCUGUCUGGAUUGACUUGAUUUACCUUCACUGAAAGGCUGAAGUCCCCACCGGGACUAAUACUGAGGAAUGCGGCUAACCAGCUGUACAUUCAUCAACUUCUUUUUCAGUCUGGCACCUUUAAGUUGGGAUGGGUCCAGGCUGAGAUGUACGAGUCAUCGGCUGAUUUAAAACACUCACCUUCUUACUGAAUCGGCUCUCGCGGGUACCAGUCUCCCUUGUGGCACUUGGUUCACUUGCGCAGCCUGGGGACUGGACUGUCAUGGCCCCAUGGUGGCUCUUUGGGCAUCUGCAGCUCAGCUGCUGGACCUGUUGUGCAUAUGCGAUUCUUCUGCACAUGUGCUGCAAUUCCUCUCUGGGAGGGAGUCACAAGACGGGCAAUCAAAAGGAAUGGAGUUGCCCACCGCUGCUUCAGGCUGCUGACCAAUAUGACGUGGUCGGUGGUUCACAGGACAAAAGUGCUGCUUAGAACAUUUAUUCUCCCAGCAAAGUGUACAUGUCCCAAGUAACAUGGCUUUCUAUAUUCGUCACAUAUGAACUGACCAGUUUUGUGUGGGAGGACAAGUGACUUGUCUUUAUCAAAAUGCAUCACAGCAUUGGAAUUUGUACUAAGUUGAGUAUUUGCAGCAGAUACUUCACUGAUAUUCCUGAUUCUAAAGUUAUUUCAUACCAUUUGAAAAAGCGAUGACCUGUACGUCUGUAUAGAAAAUACAAACGCCUGUGAAGUCUGGAUGUGUAAGAACAUAAGCAUGGUCAAACUUUAUA
Molecule: messenger RNA, 5723 nt
Organism: Doryrhamphus excisus (bluestripe pipefish)
Lineage: Eukaryota; Metazoa; Chordata; Actinopteri; Syngnathiformes; Syngnathidae
Source: RefSeq, a predicted model, not a curated record